Molecule: messenger RNA, 444 nt
Organism: Spathaspora passalidarum NRRL Y-27907
Lineage: Eukaryota; Fungi; Ascomycota; Pichiomycetes; Serinales; Debaryomycetaceae
Exons: 2
Coding region: 1-444 (147 amino acids)
Source: RefSeq, a predicted model, not a curated record
AUGUCAGAGAAAGAACAGUUGAAACAGCAAGAAAAGGAAGGAUCUUAUAACAGACCCCCAAUGGAUGCACCACCUCCUUAUGAGGAGAUGCAACCACAGCAGCAACCUCAGCAGCAACAAUACCAACAACCAUACUAUGACAAUCCUAAUCAAGGAUACAAUCCAGGAUAUCAACAGCCAGGAUACAACCCCAGAUAUCCCCCAGCAAACGCAUACACCAUCCAACCAGACAAGGUUAAUAUAGCCAUUGCUCCUCCACAGCAUGUUAAUCCACAAUAUCCGGAAUUUCUCGCUCGGGAACAACAACGGAUUCAAAUGGGGGAUUAUCCUGAUAAUUAUGGCAAACAUGGGGCUCCUUUGAAUAAGGGGAAAACCAGCAAGAAUGCCCAUAAGGGAUUCCCGGGAAGAUCAAGUGCUACUUACCAUGAAGCUGCUAACAAGUAA